Rana temporaria (common frog) is the source of this 3328-nucleotide messenger RNA. It is a transcript of the gene CAPN6, whose product is annotated as calpain 6. Gene Ontology annotation, biological process: proteolysis. The coding region runs from base 282 to 2213 and encodes 643 amino acids. The transcript is spliced from 13 exons. The record is from RefSeq and is a predicted model, not a curated record. Gene Ontology annotation, molecular function: calcium-dependent cysteine-type endopeptidase activity. Lineage: Eukaryota; Metazoa; Chordata; Amphibia; Anura; Ranidae. Gene Ontology annotation, cellular component: cytoplasm.
AUAAUAGAUCUUAUACUAAGUGUGGCUCCAGACUACACCUCCCAGAGUCCUAGGUCACUGAAUCUCAGCCUUCUAUUAUGACUCACAGUCACAGCUCUUUAAAACAAAGCAGGGGUAUGAGGUUUGAACAUAACAUUCGCCUCUAAUGAAUACCACCUUGGUACGGAUAGCAGCUCUGCACAGUCCUGGCAGCUGGAACCUGUUAGAAUAUUGAUUUCUGGGGUUGUUUUUCACUGAGCUGACAGAGCAUAGAAAGCUACAGAGUUCAGAGUGUACAAAACAUGACUCCUGCAGUUAGAUCUUUUAAGAAUCAGAAUUUCUUGGAAUUGAAAACAGAAUGCGUGAAAAAAGGAAGAUUGUUUGAAGAUCCAGAGUUCCCAGCGACUGAUGAGUCCUUGUUCUACAGCAAAGCUCCCCCACACAGUAUAGAGUGGAAACGGCCUGGGGAGCUUUGUAAUGACCCAUAUUUGUUUGUGGAAGGAAUCAGCCAUCAUGACUUACACCAAGGACAGCUGGGGAACUGCUGGUUUGUGGCUGCCUGUUCAUGCCUGAGUCUUCAUCGGGAUCUCUGGAAAAAGGUUAUACCAAACUGGAAGAAACAGGAGUGGGACCCAAAAAGACCACACAAAUACGCAGGAAUUUUCCAUUUCCAGUUCUGGUGUUUAGGGGUUUGGGUGGAUGUCGUCAUUGAUGACCGUUUGCCAAGCAUAGAUGGAAAUUUGAUCUAUUGCCAUUCCAAUGUGAAGAAUGAAUUCUGGUGUGCACUGCUCGAGAAGGCUUAUGCCAAGUUGUCAGGAUCAUAUGAAUCCCUAGAUGGUGGCAGCACAGCAGAUGCCAUAGUGGAUUUCACAGGAGCAGUUGUUGAAAAUAUCGACUUAACUGAUGAUAAAUACAGUGUUAAUGUGGCUGUGCAGACAAAGUUGUUUGAGGAGCUCCUAAAAGUUCAUAGAGGAAGCGGGCUGAUCUGCUCUCAUCUAAAGGCUCCUUCCUACAGUGACAGGGAGAAAGUCACACCUCUAGGACUUGUUAAAGGUCAUGCAUACUCUUUAACAAAUAUUAAAAAAGUGACAUUGGGCGAGAAGACUCUUUGCUUUGGAAAGACUACUAAACUGUUUAUGGUUAGAAUGAGGAAUCCAUGGGGAAAGAGAGAGUGGAGAGGCACAUGGAAUGACAAUUCUGAAGAAUGGAACAAAGUUAGCAGGUCUGAGAAAGAAAAGCUUGGGCUUACUGUGCGAAAUGAUGGCGAGUUCUGGAUGACAUUUGAGGAUUGGUGUAAAAAUUUCUCCAGUGCCGAUGUGUGCCAUGUAAUAAACACCUCCUUGCUCAGCAAACACAAGACAUGGGAAAAGGGAGAAGCACGUGGAAAAUGGACAGUAAAUGCAGACACUUUGCUGAAUCGCUCUGGAGGGUGUUUCAAUUACAAAAGUACUUUCCUUCAGAAUCCGCAGUACAUAUUUGAAGUAGAAAAAGAGGAAGAUGAAGUGCUUGUUUCCAUACAACAGGAAGAUCAAAGAAUUCACAGGAAGUCUGGCAAGGGAGACAGUUUUAUUAUAGGCUUUGAAAUACUUAAGGUGGAACAGAAUCGAGAGUGCAGGAUCCAUAUGAUGCAAGGACAGGUGAGGGCUGCAUCUUCACCCUACAUGAACCUAAGAUCUGUCUUCUUAAGGAAAAUUUUAAAAAGAGGAAGAUACAUCAUUAUUCCUACAACUUUUCAUCCAGGCAUAAGCUGUAACUUCAUCCUGAGAAUCUUUACAGAUGUACCCUCUGAUUUCAGGGAGCUUCGACUUGAUAAACCAAGUGUGACCUGCUGGAACUUGCUAUGGGGAUACCCAAAAAGAGUCAGUCAGGUGUCAGUACGGAGUGUGGAAGAAGUACACCCACAGGGCGAAACAGAAGGAGAUUUGUAUGUUAUUAUAAGAUGUGAACAUAAGGGUGUCACGUCUCAAGUCCAUCAAAAUGCGACCAGUGCUGUUUUUGACAUGAAAGCAAUCUUCUAUCGCAGGAGAACCAACAAGCCAAUUGCUGUUGAGGUCUGGGGGAGCAAGUUCAUGUGUGACCAGUUCCUGGGCCAAGUGCUCCUGGCUGCAUCGCCUAACGAUUCACAAGAAGAACAGACUCUCCAGCUGCAUAACAAGGAUGGGCGGGAAGCAGAGAAGAUGCCAGGACGGGUAAAUGUCAAGGUUGUCUCUUCGGAUGACCUGCUUGAACUGUGAAUGUGAGAUCAUCCUCCAGCCACAGACAGUGCUGCGAGCUAGGAGACACUGGCCCGUCGAGCUUCUCUGCACAGACGUUGUCUCUGUUCACAUGUAUAGGCCCUAGAGAUCUGCAUCUGUGCUGUACACCAGAAGCAUUCACAUAACAUACCCAACAGUAUUUGCUUUUGUAAUCAUUCUACAGAACAAUGUUAAGCUGGCCAUACAUAGCUUGAAUUUCAGACCAUUUCUAAAAAGCUGUCUGGAAUUUGAUUAGCAAGUGGUCCUCUUGUCCCUUGCAUAGUGCUUUACAUUAUACAGCAAGACAGUACAGUUACAACACAAGUCAAUUAAAAAAAAAAGUUAGAAGGGCUCUUCUCCUGAGAGCUUACAAUCUAAUAGGGAGAGAAACAUGGAACAAAAGUUAACAACUGUGAGGGAUGAGAUGAUGAGAAAUAAAAGAUCCAGUUGUUAGCUAAAGGUAGGUAGGCUUCCCUCAAGAGAUGAGUUUUCAGGCAUUUUCUUAAUGUGGACAGAGUAGGAAAGUACUGGACAGAUUGGGGUAGAAAAUUCCAGAGAAUGGGAUAGACCAGAGAUCCUCAAACUAUGGCCCUCCAGCUGUUGUAGAACUACGCAUCCCAUGAGGCAUUGUAACACACAGACAUGACUGGGCAUGAUGGGAAUUGUAGUUCCUGAACAACUGGAGGGCCGUAGUUUGAAGACCCCUGGGAUAGACUCUGAAGACAUUAAGGAGCAUGGGAAGGGGAGAAAUUGAGCAGUAGGGGGUCUUGGGAGAAAUGGAGAGAAUGGUUUGGGUGAUCUACUGACACAGGAUCAGUAAUGUAGUUUUGAAUGUUGUUAGUAUUUUAUUCACUGGACAUUAAGAAGCCAAUGGAGGAACUGCCAGAGGGGUAGUGGACACUGAGCAGUUGGUAAGGUAAAUGAGUCUGGCAAUAGGGUUCAUGAUCGACUGAAGCAGAGUGCCUGCAUAAAGAUAGAACUAUGAGGAGGGAGUUGCAAUAGUCAAGGUGAAAGAUAAAAGGAAUGGCUUACUUGGUGGUUUCAUUAUUUAACCACUUGACCACCGGGCCUAUUUUGGCACUUCUCUCCUUCAUGUAAAAAUCUAAAUUUUUUGG